AUGCCGAGGUCUUUCCUUGUGAAAAAGAAACGUGGGGCAUGUGGAGCAUGGCAAUGGAAAGAGCCAGAACAGCUUGAGUGGAAAGAAGAUAAUGCACUUGUGAAUGACAUUUCUAUGGAGCAGACAACUUGCUGUCCUGACACCCAACAACCUGAAACUGUAUCUCAGUCAGUAGUCACCUUAGGAUGUGGGACAGCAGGAAUGAUAGUUUCAGUACCUUUGGCAGAAUCAGCAGUACCAGGGCCCGACAUCAGGCCGGACUGGUCUACACUUAUGCUCCGGCGCUCCAUCUACCAUUCCACAACACUGGCACUUCACAGAGCAAAGCCCCGUCCCCGUUCCUCUCCUGGAUCAGGGGACUUUGUGUGCUCAGUGUGCCACAAGAUAUUCCCUCUGCAGCGCAUGCUAACUCGACACCUGAAGUGCCACAGCUUGGUGAAGAGACAUCCUUGUCGAUUUUGUGGCAAAGGAUUCAACGAUACCUUUGACCUUAAGAGGCAUAUGCGAACACACACAGGUAUCCGUCCCUACAAGUGUGAGCUAUGCGAGAAAGCCUUCACACAGCGCUGCUCUCUGGAGUCCCAUAUGAGGAAGAUUCACAGCGUUCACCAACAGUAUGCCUACCGCCAAAGACGCUCUAAGAUCUUUGUUUGUGAGGAUUGUGGUUACACCUCAAGUCGCCCUGAUGAGUACUUCCUUCAUGUGAGACAGUGCCACCCCGGCAGUCCUGCCCUCCGCAGGUACUACCGCCGCCAGGCCCAUGAGAACAGCACCUUUGCUCCAGCAGGCAGAAAACUCAACCCCUAUUUGUUGUACUCAACCCCUGCAUACUACAUGUAG
Molecule: messenger RNA, 840 nt
Organism: Pseudoliparis swirei
Lineage: Eukaryota; Metazoa; Chordata; Actinopteri; Perciformes; Liparidae
Exons: 4
Coding region: 1-840 (279 amino acids)
Biological process (GO): epidermal cell differentiation; regulation of transcription by RNA polymerase II
Cellular component (GO): nucleus
Molecular function (GO): RNA polymerase II cis-regulatory region sequence-specific DNA binding; DNA-binding transcription factor activity, RNA polymerase II-specific
Source: RefSeq, a predicted model, not a curated record